Molecule: messenger RNA, 3980 nt
Organism: Sitodiplosis mosellana (orange wheat blossom midge)
Lineage: Eukaryota; Metazoa; Arthropoda; Insecta; Diptera; Cecidomyiidae
Gene: Pp2A-29B
Product: serine/threonine-protein phosphatase PP2A 65 kDa regulatory subunit
Exons: 7
Coding region: 1432-3204 (590 amino acids)
Biological process (GO): protein dephosphorylation
Cellular component (GO): cytoplasm; protein phosphatase type 2A complex
Molecular function (GO): protein phosphatase regulator activity; protein binding
Source: RefSeq, a predicted model, not a curated record
UUCGUAGAGUGAAAAAAAAAGAAACGUCAAAAGCGGGCGAAAUCUCAUAAGAUUCUAUUUUUGUUGUUACACUGGAGAAUUCAAAUAUUUUUCCAGCAGUUGGUCCCAUUGGAAUAUGGAAUUAUCGCUGGUAUUUUCGUGAUUAAAUCCGAAUUGAGUUACAUACACAAAAACUUUGCAUGCAAAUGGUAUGAUUCAAUAAAAUCAAACUCACAAAUCACAUUGAAUUUGAUCAAUUUAAUGGCGAAUGAAAUUCCCUCCUGAAGCCAAUUUAAGCAUCCAUUGUGUUGUUUAGUGAUUUCUUUGUUUCAUCUAACACUGUUUUCUUCAGACAUUCAAUGCGUUCGUACUUGGUUGCAUGAAUUUUGUGAGCAAAUUCUAUUUAUUCGCAACAAAAUGAUAAGACGCAUAAAAAUGCAAUCAAACUUUGGUAAAUGUUGUUUUCACUUCUUUGCGUAAAUGCAAUUAUUUUGACAUUACGAUUUCGUGUAUUUGUACAGUCUCACGAAGUUCGUUCUAUCUCUCCAAAUGUCAUUGGUCAUUUAAUCUCCAUCGAUUGCGGUUUGUGUGUGUGUGUGUGUGUGUGUGUGUGUGUGUGUGCGUAUGUAGUUCGAAGCAUAUGAUGGUAUGUGUGAGCAUCAUCGGUGUUGGUAACAACUCAAAUAUUUGUACGUUAAACAGAGUUCGUUUCACUUGAUGCUUAUUACAGAUUAAAUCAAACCAUUUCCAAUCAUUGAAUCAGAUGAAUAAAAACGAGAAAUGAAUUUCCAUUUGAUUUCUGCAUCGUUCCAUUGAAAUGUGAUAGCAUUUAGUUUGCAUCGGAAUGGCUUUAGGGUGAUACCGUUUUUCGUGUCUCCAAUGUCAUUUGAGUUGCCGCUCGCAUUGAUUGGUGGCGCUGUAUUCGGUCGUCCAUUUUCAAUCGAUUACUAAGGAGAAAAAAAAAUAGAAUCGUCUUGAAACCGCAAGGUCGGAAAGCUGUAAAUUUCCACAAAGAAAGUCGCAAAAUCUGAAAUCAAUUUGAUUUUUGUUUUAGUUUACUUUUAAUCUACAGUGCACGGAAUUUUAGGAUUUUGUUAUAUGGUAGCAUCAACUUUUUUUUGGAUUUACGUUUCGUCAUUUAAUUCUUUUGUUGAGCGAAAAACUUGUUUCGACCGUGUUCUGUUCAUUGGUGUGUUGUUCGUAGAAAAAGAAGAAGCAGUCACAAAAGCAAGUAAUAUAUAGAAGAAAGGUUUCAAUUUAGAACUGUGUAUCUGCGCGCCUUGUGUCUCUCAUUCAGUCUUUCACGCAAAUACACAGAAAAACGCACGAUUUUUGUACGGUGCAAAGUGGAGACGAAUACACACAUCUCAUAAAAAUAUCUAUAACGCAAUUUGGCAGUAAUUUGCAAAUCAAAAGAAAAACGAGAAUAAGGUGCGAAAUAUAACCGAAACUAUGGCUGCUAGCGAUAAACCGUCUGACGAAUCAUUGUAUCCAAUUGCGGUUUUAAUUGAUGAAUUAAAAAAUGAAGACAUUCAGCUUCGUUUGAACUCAAUUAAAAAACUAUCGACAAUCGCAUUGGCAUUGGGCGAGGAACGUACACGAUCCGAACUAAUUCCAUUCUUGACCGAGACAAUUUACGAUGAGGAUGAAGUGCUUCUUGCAUUGGCCGAACAAUUGGGUCAAUUCACAAAUUUGGUUGGAGGUCCAGCAUAUGCAAUGUCAUUGAUUCCGCCGUUGGAAAGCUUGGCCACAGUCGAAGAGACAGUUGUACGUGAUAAAGCGGUUGAAUCAUUGAAAAUGGUUGCAUCACAACACAGUGUGGCCGAUUUACAAACCCAUUUCAUUCCAACAUUAAACACUCUGACAUUUGGUGAUUGGUUCACAUCACGCACAUCAGCUUGUGCAUUGUUCACGGUGUGUUAUCCACGCGUGUCACCAGCAAUUAAAGCCGAAUUACGCAAUAACUUCCGUCAAUUGUGUCAAGAUGAGACUCCAAUGGUGCGUCGUGCUGCCGCUAGUAAAUUGGGCGAAUUUGCAAAAGUAGUUGAAGUUGAGUAUUUGAAAUCGGAUUUGAUUCCAAUGUUCGUUCAAUUAGCGCAAGACGAUCAGGACUCAGUGCGUUUAUUGGCUGUUGAAGCGUGCGUUAGCAUUGCACAGCUCCUGCAACAGGAGGAUGUUGAACAGUUGGUGAUGCCAACAUUGCGCCAAUGUGUAAACGACUCAUCCUGGCGUGUGCGCUACAUGGUAGCCGACAAGUUCUGCGACUUGCAGAAGGCUGUUGGACCAGAUAUCACACGUACUGACCUCGUCACCGCUUUCCAAUCCCUAUUAAAAGAUACGGAAGCUGAGGUUCGUUCGGCCGCCGCUUCAAAGGUCAAAGAAUUCUGCGCAAACUUAGACAAAACGAAUCAGGUUCAAAUAAUUAUGACAUCAAUUUUGCCAUACGUCAAAGAGCUCGUCUCUGAUCCAAAUCAGCAUGUAAAAUCUGCUUUGGCAUCAGUUAUCAUGGGCUUGAGCCCGAUACUCGGCGUCUACAAUACCGUUGAACAUUUACUGCCGUUGUUCUUAAUCCAGUUGAAAGAUGAAUGCCCAGACGUUCGACUGAACAUCAUUUCGAAUUUGGACUGUGUAAAUGAUGUCAUCGGAAUUCAGCAAUUGUCACAAUCACUCCUACCAGCGAUCGUCGAAUUGGCUGAGGACUCGAAAUGGCGUGUACGCUUAGCUAUUAUCGAAUACAUGCCAGCGCUUGCUGGUCAAUUGGGACAGGAAUUCUUUGAUCAGAAAUUGCGUAAAUUGUGCAUGGAUUGGCUCAGCGAUCAUGUUUAUGCAAUUCGUGAGGCGGCUACACUGAACACUAAGAAAUUAGUCGAUCAAUUUGGAUCAUCGUGGGCAGAAAACACCAUAAUUCCAUCAGUUUUAGUUAUGGCACGUGACAAGAACUACUUGCACCGAAUGACCUGUCUAUUUUGUAUCAACGUUUUGGCCGAAGCUUGUGGCGUUGAAAUGACAACCAAAUUAUUAUUGCCAACUGUUUUACUAUUGGCCACCGAUGGAGUGGCCAAUGUUCGUUUCAAUGUGGCAAAAACAUUGCAGAAAAUUUCACCUUAUUUGGAAGCCACAGCCAUUGAGACACAGGUUAAACCGGCUUUGGAACAAUUGAAUGUAGAUCCCGAUGUAGAUGUCAAGCAUUUUGCAUCAGAGGCCAUCGCAGGAAUUGCCGCUUAAAUUAUCGCGAGGUCCCAUUUUUUUUACACAUUUCAAAACAACUAAUGUAUAAGAUGAUUAAGAUGGAAGCUUCAAAAGAAGACCAAUGUUUUCUAUAUGUCUAAAGGAAAGCAGAAAAAAUUAAAUUGUAGCAAUUAAGUGAAGCAUAAAUAAGUUCAAUAAAAUGGAUAAUUAAUAACAAAACUUGUUGCAGAAAAUAAAUCUCAUUUUAAGAUGAUUAUCCACAUAAAAAUUCAAUGAAAAAGUGAUUAUGAUUUUGGUAAAUUGAUCGCCGUAAAAAAAAAAGCAUUAGAAUUUUUACGAAUAAAUUUUGAUUUGUUUUUAUAGAGCGGUUUCACCACCACCAACACAACCACCAUACAUCAUGACUCUUGUCAAAAUUUACUUUAGGAAAAAAAUAAAAUAAAUUAAAUCAUUCAUUUCAGGCUAUUUUACAUGCAAUUAUAAAAAUGAAAAUUGUGCAGAACCGCUCCCGAAUCGUUGUGUAUUUGAUUGUGUGUCGACGAAAAGUUGACAAAUGUUCGAUGAUAUUUUGAAAGAUGCAGAUGCAAAAAUAAAUUGUUUUUGAAGACACAAAUGUUGAAUUGCGAAUAUGUAUUAUACAUCUUGAAUCUAAAAAACAAAAAAAAAGAAGCAAAAUGAAUAGUGGAAACGUAACACAUUUUAAUCGCAUAAGUUCAAUUCAUUGUGAAUUUUUAUUUCAAAUAUUCAUUAAAAUAAAUUAUUCAUACGUAUGAACAAUAUCUACUAAAUAAAUAGGAUGAAACGAACAUUAA